Molecule: messenger RNA, 1622 nt
Organism: Rubroshorea leprosula
Lineage: Eukaryota; Viridiplantae; Streptophyta; Magnoliopsida; Malvales; Dipterocarpaceae
Source: the annotation of a GenBank genome assembly
GAUUUGUAGUUUAUGACAACCUCAACCAACACAAACUUGGCAAGUCAGCUAGUGCAAUGUCAGAGUUCACAGUUUAUCUAGUUGGGCCUUGUGAUUAUGAACUCUUUAAUUUCAAAUCCUGUUCAAAAUCUACUUAUGUGAAUGUACGCUGAGUAUGGGGCAUUUUCACUUAGUUUGUGACAUUUUAUUAAGCCUGGACUACUAUAACUUUCUGUUGAACAUUGUGUUCUCAUUAUUUCUCUGAUUUUUUUUUCUUUUUUUGGGGUGGAGGUCUUUUCUUUGGAUUUGGUAACAGGUAGGAGAAGCCCAGGAUCACAUGGUACCUAUCGCUUUCCUCCGUUUUGAUUAUAAAUUAGAAAGAUGGCAUAGAGCUUUUGGUGAAAGCUCCCUUAGUGCGUAUGUUGGUGACUGGUGACCCCAGCAAACAGCCAAUGCGUGCAUACUAUACUUUCUUGACCUGGUCUUACCUUUUAUGCUUUUAUUUAUUACUCUUUACCUUCUCUUCAUUUUGCCUCUUGUCUGUGAGAAAGCUGGAAUAGCAACUUAUUUAUAACAUGGAGUGGAGCUCUUUAGAACUCAAACUUAUUUCUUGCAGGGGUCUCAAAGCCUUCAACUUUUUCCAGAAGCUUUCGGUCUACUCUGUGGUCUAUCUUGUGGAUGAAGAACUGAAGAAGAAAGAGCAACAGCAAAAACGUUUGCAGCGUCAGAAAACACCCAUCGACAGACAGGAAGGAGGGAACCCUGAAUGGAAUCACCUGGUACACUUUGAUCUGAGAAGUUUAUCUCACGACCACUGUGAUAAUCUUUUUCUCAGAUUUGAUUUGCGAUGUGAAGGGUUGGUAAACAGAUCUAUUGGUGAAGUUUGUGUUCCAUUGAAGGACCUGAUAGAUGAGUUCAGUGGGGCUGUGAGGUUUGUGAGUUAUCAGGUUAGAAGCUGUGAUGGGAAGGCCAAUGGGGUCCUGAAUUUUUCCUACAAGUUGAUUGGGAGCACCAAAAAGCAAGUAGAGGACCAUACCCAACUCCAAUUUCCCGCUGAGAAAGUUCAUUACCCCAAGCAGGAAGAUGUCAAGAACUCAGGGGACAUCCAGUAUCCAUCCGUGGAUGACAGUUGCCAUCCUCCCCCACAGCCGUUCAGUUUCCCUUCUUCAUCCCCGGUGUUUGAGUUUCAGAUACAAGGGUUUUAUGGACCAUCCCCGACUGAGCUGGCGCCUUACAGGGCAGCGCAUGGAGCAUACUCAUCGUCACUUCUACAGUCUCCGAGUCCGUAUUACUCCAGUAUGCACGGCUACAAUGGAAUCGGAAAAUCAGGGACUAGAACAGAUGGCUUCCCACUCUGUCUUUGAUGUGCUCAGGUCUCAUAUGAAAUCAGCUAUAGUAGUUUGCUUGUUUUCUAGUUUAGAAAAAAAAAGAAAAAAAGAAAAAAAGAAAAAAAGAAUGCUGAUUAACGCAUCUGAGAUUAAUAGUUUCAAUAAAUUAUCAGUUUCAGACUUUCAGUAUAUCAAUUCUGUUGAUCCAACAUCAUAUUCAAUAUUCAAUGCUAAGUCGAGUCAAGAGUCAGUUCUAUACCCCACUAUUGACUUGAAUGGGAUGUGGAGGUUCCAUAAUACAGGUUAGGGUCCCAU